AUGAGCACCACCACGGGGAUCCCCACCGGGAUCCAUCGGGGCUACCUCCGCAAAUACGGAGGCUUCCUUUUCAAGCAGUGGAAGGAGAAGUUCCUCGUCCUCUCGCUGGACGGCAGCCUGCUCAUCUGCCCGGAUGCCGACUCCCCAGCCGAGGUGGGCAUCUCCCUGGGCACCAGCUGCGAGGCCAUCCUGGAGGGCAGCGAGAUCUGCCACCUGCCGCGCCUUCCCCUGGGGGCCCAGACGGACAGCUGCUUGGGGCUGAGUCUCAGCGACGGCAAGUUACUCCUCUUCCUCGCACCUGACGGCCAAGUGUGCAGACUUUGGCUCAACAUCUUAAGAAAAGUCAAAGAGAGCUUCUCCCAGGGAUCCCCCUCCAGCUGCAAGCUCCACAUCAACUCGCCGGUGAGAAAACACUGCCGGAAAGGCGCUGGGCGCAGCGGGUCUCCCAGCCCCAGCACAGAGAGGCGAGAAGUUGCCAGGUCCAGCCUGUGCCACGAAACCUGCUCCCCGCACUGCCUCCGCCACGGCCCCAAGGCCCCCACCUCAGGGGUGAAGGCCGCCUGCCUCCUGGUGGGGGGCGCCGCCGCUGGUCCCAGCAUGGGUCACAUGGUCAGCUCAUCCACAGCCGGACCCCCUGCGGACCCCCGCCCGCCGGACUUCAAGGAGCUGGGCUACCACCCGUCGGCCUGUGAUUCCGAACCGCAGUACGAGGCCCCCCUGGAUUACGACGGGAUGGAGCAGGACGUAGACAUGCUGGAUUUUGGGGGGUUCGCCUUCUAGGCUCUGCCGUUGGCUGGGAGUCCCAAAGGGAGAGGUCUAAAGGGCUAAAUCUAAUCCGGAGCUGGCAAAAGGGGGUGCUCUGCUCCCUCCCUCUCCCCCAGGACUCGUUCGUCUGGCACCCCUCGCAGACAUUUCCUGCACAUGCCCUUUGUUUGGAAAGGGUGCGGGUUCCUGCUUCAGAGAUUUACCUCCUUUUCCUGUCCCCGCUUCCCCAUUUUUUUAAAAAAAUAUUUUUUAUUGAAGGAUUUUUAAAACCAAGG
Lacerta agilis (Sand lizard) is the source of this 1040-nucleotide messenger RNA. RefSeq lists its product as uncharacterized. The transcript is spliced from 5 exons. Bases 1 to 780 code for a protein of 259 amino acids. The record is from RefSeq and is a predicted model, not a curated record. Gene Ontology annotation, cellular component: membrane. Lineage: Eukaryota; Metazoa; Chordata; Lepidosauria; Squamata; Lacertidae. Gene Ontology annotation, biological process: regulation of cell differentiation.